UUCGAAGUAUCUUUCCAACCAACAUUCAACUAAAAUGGCAAAAAUAAUUGUCACUGUCAUAGCAUGUAUCUUGUCAUUUCCUGAAUUAAAAAUUUCAGCUUAUAAUCAAGAACCAUAUAUUAUUUAUAAUAAUGGAGUGACUUCAGAGAAAAAUUUACCAUUAUGUGAAAAACAAACUACUGCAUGUAACAUUGUCUAUAAUAGAUUUUGGUUGUCAACAAUGGUAGUAAAACUCUGCAAAUGUUUAGAUCUUUCGGAAUGUCCUUCUAAUUGGGAUGAUGAUCAAUAUACAAUGCACUUUAAUAACAGAGCACAACUGAAGUUUUGCAUCAAAAUAAAAGAUCUUCACAAGUGCAAUAAUACAGAAGUUGCUAUAAAAGUUCACAACAAGAAAAGCAAUUUACCAGUAGUUUCACUUACAGCAAGUAUUUUUUGUUACUGUUCACAAAUGCACUUUUAUAAGUUAUCAUAUCUUGAUGAAACAAAAAAUGAACUUGAUACUUUAACUCAAAUACAACAUUACCAGUGUUUGGAGAAGAAAACCUGCUUUCCUCAAGAAUUUUGUGGUCAUAUAACAGUAGAUAAAUAUGAAAUUUAUAAAGUUUGUAGAUGUCCAAAAGAUCAUAUAUGUGUAAUGGAAAAUUUACAAACAAUACAAGUUACAGAACCUUUAUAUGAUGGAUUAGCUUAUGAAGGUUAUUGUACUUUUCUUACUGAUGAUUAAUAAACAUUUAAUGUGUAUACUUUUAUAAAUUUGUAAUUCUAUUUAUUUAACAAUAUUCAAAUAUUAAAAUACUUAAUGAGUCAGUUUGUGAAUCAGUGAAAUUUGACAUUGCGACAUUCUUGAUCUUGUACUCUCUCGUAUACCAUGUCUGUUAUACAAGAAUUCAGAGAAUGCAAAUACUGGUGAAGUGAUCUUGCAAACACUGGACUUAGUGGUCAAAAAUCUAAACAAAGCUAGACAGACCUCCAUUGGGUAAAAGUUAAGAUCUGUGCAACUUGAACAAGUAAAGGUUUAUUUGAUUGGCUCUGAAAAGUUGUAGCCUUAUUGACAGAUAGGCAGGUUUGAAAAGCAUGAGUCUUAUCAGGACUGCCAGAUAGGCAUAUAGAUGCAUAAUUUCUAAAUUCUAAGUAAAAAUGACAAGCUUAAGUGUAUACAAGUUUUUUUUUACUCCCAGAACAAUUGUGAGCAAAUUUUGGACAAAUUUCACUUUUCUGAAAAAAAAUGGCUAAAAUAGCAAAAAUUAACAUAAAUAUGAGAAUUUAGACAAAAUUUUUUCAAAAUUUACCGCAAAAUGGGUGUGAAAGAAAACAUUUUUGAUCAUUGAACAAUAAAAAAAUCUGGCAACCAAGUCAAGUUAUUUAUAUGUAUGUAACAGUGGUGUAUUUCUUAACAGUUGCAAUAUCUACAAUAUAUUUCAACUUUAAUGUUGUACAAAGUAUAUAAUAAAUGUGUUUUUCAAAACUGACCGAAGUGAUUCGUGAAUUACUUAAAUUCACUCACAUUUACUAACCUAAUGAGUCGCUGACACAAAAUUUUUAGGCUAGCAUAAUCUCUGUACACAAUUAUAUAUAAUUAAUUUGUAUUAAUGUGUUCAUUUUAUAUUACUCUAUAUACAUAUUUUUAUUUUACUUUAUAUUUUAUCCUUUUAAUUUUUGUGCAUUUAUUUUAUCUUAUUUGUAAUUUAAAUUAAUUUUGUUAUAUCCCAUAACAAUUUUGUCAAUAUUCCAAUCUUUGUUCUAUUCAUUAGGUUGCAUAAUUCAGGACAUUCCAAUUUUCAACAUGAGUGUUGAGUGUUGCAACCAACAAUUUGACGUCAUCAAUGACGUUCCAACUUUGAGUAAAAAGUGCUUAGUUCCCACAAUUCCAUUCUCAGCAAAAUGGAUUUCAUUCAAAUGUCGCACCAAUUACCCAUAAUUCAUUGGAAGGUAGUGGUCAACAUAUCUGUUGAGUGCUGAGUGUGUUGAGUCAGCUUUGACAACAGCACCACUUCAACGUUGAAAAAAGGAACGACUUUUAAUGAACACUGAGAUCAGUGCUUAGUCAGUAUUGAAAACUGGGAUGUCCUGAUUGAUUCAAGUUCAAAUCUAAGCAUCCUAUUACAUAUUAUAUAUAAUAUAUUCUGAAGAUGGUUGUUUAGGUAGCUGAAAAUGUUAUAUUAAAUAAUUUUUUUUUCUGGUAAAGGUUUGAGAUUAAUUGAAAUUAUAAGUUACAUUUAAUGUAUUUUUUAUUAGCAACAUUUCAAUGCUUUUUCUCCAAAUAGAUUUAUAAAAUUAAUGAGUAGCACAUGAAAUAAUCUUAUUAAAUGACUGAAUCAAUUGUGAAAUAAACUGCUUACUAUCAAAAUCAUGUUACUUUUUAAACAGAGAAACUGAAAAUUCUCUCAAGUACACA
Messenger RNA from Centruroides sculpturatus (bark scorpion), 2395 nucleotides. RefSeq lists its product as uncharacterized. The transcript is spliced from 4 exons. NCBI's taxonomy places the organism in Eukaryota, Metazoa, Arthropoda, Arachnida, Scorpiones, Buthidae. Bases 35 to 724 code for a protein of 229 amino acids. The record is from RefSeq and is a predicted model, not a curated record.